AUGAAUCCGAGCAAUAUAGUUGAAUGUUUAGCAGAGCUAGUUAAAGCUGAUCUUAACGUAAAACCAACAGAAGCGUCGCAGAAAGAACGUGAAGCUGCUCAACAUCUUGCAGAAACAAUCGCGAUGUUUGCCAACUGCAAACAAUUUACGUACGAUGAAGAGACAACUUUAGACUUCGAAAAUCAAUCAGAUGAUUACGAAGAAAGUGACGAGGAGGAAGCACCGCCACACGCCGAUGAAAACAUCACAUCCAAGGAUGAUGAAUUGAAGGAGGAUGCAAACAAAGAUCUCGAACCUCAUCACCUCAAACAAUAUACUUUACAGUUCAUGAAGGAAGUUGUCGAAUUUGCCGACGCGAAAGACUCCACAGGCAAACGUCGUCGAUCGUGGAAAAUCAUUCAUCAUAGAUUUCGAUCUCUUCCGAAUCAGGGUUAUGUUACUCGUUUUCGACACUAUUUAGAACACGAAGGAACGAAAAGGCAGAAGAUAUAUGACAUUGAUCACGAAGUUUUCAAGAAGUUUGAAAGUGCAAGAGAGCGUUGCCUACCCGUGCACGAGU
Molecule: messenger RNA, 559 nt
Organism: Didymodactylos carnosus
Lineage: Eukaryota; Metazoa; Rotifera; Eurotatoria; Philodinida; Philodinidae
Source: the annotation of a GenBank genome assembly